AUGAAGGAUAGUACAGAUGACCAGCAUCCUGUUAAUAUCAGUUACAUUGAUCUUGCAGUAGUCAAAUACUUGCAGAAGACCAUUACCAAGAAGUUUCUACUCCUAGAAGCACAUCAAGUUGGUAGCAGCUGCCUAAGUGGGCAUGAACUGCUUGAUACAAGCCUGUGCAUUUUAGGAACUGAUCAAACUAGAAAUAGAGUUUUAUCAUUCAUUUAUGAAUUUGAAGUUUUAACUAAACUUCCAAGAAAUAAGUCUUCAAGCACUGGAAUAAAAGUUAAAUGUAAAGUGGAAAUUGGUUAUCUUUCUCAAGAUCAGAAAGUUAUAUUGGCUCACUCCUUUGAAGGAUUUGAAUACAAUGGUAUAAAUCCACUGGAUUACUAUGUUUCAUCAAAUGGAUUGACAGAUGUCUAUGCAAAAGAGAUUACAAGCAUAGCUAAAUUUCAGCAAAGGAAUGGGAAUAUUAAAGAUACCAAGUUUCCACCACAUACCUCAAAUUUUGCUUGUAACUUCUAUCUUGAAAUAAUUAAUGCUCUACAUUAUACCACUAACACUGAUCAAAUCACCUUCAAUGUAAAAGAGGGGAAUCCUGCCAAUGACAACAACAACAUAAAAUUCCUGCAGCUUGACCUUUUGCGCAUAUCAAAUGAAACAAAUAUUUUUGACUCAUUACAUAAACAGCACGCUGAUGGCCCAAAAAAGAGAUGCCUCAUAUUUCAUUCAAUUCCAUUUGUUGGUAAUGCCAAUGCACUUAAAUUCCUAAGGUAUAAGACCGCAAGGAGAAUCAGCAGCACUGAGGCAGCAGAGAUUCUGCUUUUGUUCCUUCAUUUGUGCAUUGCUUCUGAAGAUGUCUUACAAGAAGCAAUGGGAAGUAUCAUUGUGACAGGGGUUCUCAAAGGCCCAGCAAGUCUGUAUCGCUCAAGUAUUGCCUUGGCCUAUGGAACAUUGCUGCACAGAUAUUAUCCUCUGACUGGCUAUUUGGAAAGUAAAGCAGUUCAAGAAUCUCAUGCAGAAGAUCUUAUCGUGCUUCCAAAGUCCUAUGGAAAUGUGGGAGUGUCAGUUGUCCUGAAACGCACCAUGAAGUUCAUUCCAACAUCAGCUUCUUCUGCUGAUUCAAGAAUAGGCCAUAAUGCCAUCUUAGCACUAAGAAAUCUGGGCAAGAGAUAUCAUCUGCAAGUAGAAAGAAGUGUAUGGGGCAUGCAGGUGGAAAAUUUCGUCUACACUCACCUGUCUGCAUUGGCCAGAUGCACAGAUCCUGAUUUCCAAGUGAUUGGUGAUGAUCAUUAUCAUGAAGAUCAUAAUGAUAAAUACCAUUUCUUACGUGCAACUAGCUCCUUGGGUAUUCUUUUAUGCAUCUUUAUCGAAUCUCUUCUGGCUGGUGCAGCAGUGAAGACUGUCCUGCUACAUAAAGAUGGGAGCCUGUUUCCAAUAUUCACAAUGGCUAAAGCCAAGAUGGGCAUGGAAUCUCGAGGAAUGUUAGAAAAGGCAUAUGCAGCACACAAACAAGUCAAGACAUCUCCUGUUUCACCAGAACUUCAAGAAAGGGUAAAUGACAAUCAAAAAUAUACAGCAUUUAUAGCUUUAAGGGAAUAUUUAAAGCAGCAAAUGGCUUGGGCCCAGAAUACCUUCCAUACGAGCCUGCCUAAUAUAUUUAACACAUCUGCUAUCACUCAUAAUAUUGAAGAGGCACCAGUUACUAAGUCAACUCCUGUUUAUUUUCCUGAAACAACUUCUAACAUGUUGAAGCAGCCCUUUGAUUCUUCAUCCACUGAAGGAAAUAAAAGAAUAAACUUUUUAGAUGAACUUUUUUUUCUUCAAAAAUGGUGUAAUACUUUUAUAGAGAAGAGAACUGGUGACACAGUUUCUUCAGAAACCAAGACAACAGAAAAGAUUCAUUCACCAAGGCAGUCAGAACAUCAUUUAGCUCACCUAAAUAAGUGCUUUGAAAUCUGUACCUUUGGAUGUAAAGCUUGCAUUGAAUUUUUAUAUGCUGGAUGUAUUGACAGGGGUUCUCUGUCCAACAUACUUAGUGAACAUGCUUUAAAAUUAAGCAACUUGCCAGCCAUUAAGAGGGAAGAAAAGUUACAAUUGACUGUUGAAGGAGGUGCUCGUGCUGCUGCACAGUUGGUGCAUUUGUUGAGAAAUGGAAAAGAAGAGUUAGAGAAAAACCCAAUUCAGGACGGAAGGAACGGCUAUCACUCCUGUGAGGGUUCUGACAGUUCCAUGAGCAAUGAUUCGCAGGAGUGGGCUUUGAAGCAAGCAUCAGUUGAAAAGGGUGGACAAUAUCAGCAGCAAGAACAUGAUGAGAAGGACCAAUUUAACCGAGAACAUUUUACUAAGACAAGUAAGAAGGCCUGUUCAGCUGCUGAGAUUAGCAACAGCAGUGGUGGUGACAGCAGUCCCACCACUAGCAGUGGCAGCCACAUUCCUUUACCUGAUAUAAGCCAUGAUUUUAGGCAGCAAAGAAGCAGUAUAAUGCCAUUUAAUACGACUAAAAUCCAUGAAGAGUCACUUAUACCUUAUUUAACUGUUGUGGCUGAAGCAGUUAGGACUGACAAGGAAGAACAGGGCUACAAAUUUUCAGUGUUCACAAAGAAGGAAACCUACAAUAUUCACAUCAGACUGGUUCCAAGUGAACUUGUUGAAAGUAACUUUAGAGCAUGUUUAGAUGGUAUUGUGUCACCUUUCUCAUUCCAGUUAAUGAUACAACUUCAGUUAUGGGACAGUAUAGAAAUACAAAUAAUUGAUCCUGAUAGGAGUUCUCUGAGUCUGGGAAACAGAUGCCGGGAUUACAAAUUUGAAGUAAAAGCUUCUGAAGGUACACUUGAGAGGCACAGAGCCUUCUAGCUACUCAUAACAUCCGCAAAGGUGCCAUCCAUACCAAAAAAACAUUCUUGGGCUAUGGAAGUCCUUCCUGGUCUUGCAUAUAUUCAUGGUUUCUCAGCAGGUUAUCAGAAGAAUCCUUCACAUGAGCUUCUUUUGAGAAUGGUUACAUUGUCUCCAGAUGCAACCGCUGCAAUCAUUAAAAUUCCUCAGCAGUCAUUCACAUGCCUAAAUGAUACUGCGGAACAAAAGGUGAUAUAUUGUCAAUCACAAAGAAUUUGUUGUUCAAGUUCAUCCUGGUGGGUAGGUAAAGAGAGAAUUACAACUUUUGACAAGACAAUAUUCAGAAGUACUGUUGAAAAUAAUGACUGUGACCUUCUAGUAGCUCAAGCCUGCAGCAAAAAUGCAAAUUAUAACCCACAAUUCCUUAUAUGGACGACACAGAUCAGCCCUGAUCAUCCAAGGAAGGUUAUGCUCAGAGUUUGUAUUAAAAUCUUGCCUAAUUUAGAAAAAUUACAUGUGUUGUGUAAUGGAAAACAAAUGCUACCAAAUGGACAGCUGUGUGCGAACUGUGCAGAGAACAUUGAAAUUUGCAACAUUGACAACACUGCUUGGGUCAUGGCUCUAGAAUAUGGCCAGAUCAAAGUAACUUCAGAGAUGAGAGGCAAGAUCUGUGGGCUCUGUGGAGACAACAAUGGAGAAAUAAGGAAUGAAGGCCAGAUGCCAAAUCAGCAGCUUGCAGUGAGAGACAUUGAUUAUUUAUAUUCCCGGAAAGUAUCAGGCAGUUGUGCUACAGAAACUGAAAUGACCUUGUCUGGGUCUGAGAAGACAUUGGCAGUACAAUUCUGA
Varanus komodoensis (Komodo dragon) is the source of this 3669-nucleotide messenger RNA. Its product is annotated as vitellogenin-1-like. Gene Ontology annotation, biological process: lipid transport. NCBI's taxonomy places the organism in Eukaryota, Metazoa, Chordata, Lepidosauria, Squamata, Varanidae. Gene Ontology annotation, molecular function: lipid carrier activity. The record is from RefSeq and is a predicted model, not a curated record.